Messenger RNA from Teleopsis dalmanni, 1233 nucleotides. RefSeq lists its product as uncharacterized. The record is from RefSeq and is a predicted model, not a curated record. The transcript is spliced from 3 exons. Bases 31 to 1233 code for a protein of 400 amino acids. NCBI's taxonomy places the organism in Eukaryota, Metazoa, Arthropoda, Insecta, Diptera, Diopsidae.
UGGUUUUCUUUUUGUUCAUUUUUUGAGAAAAUGGCGGCGUCAAGUUCUGCCAAAUUUUUUGUACAUCAGAAUCAAAAUAAAGCAAAUAACAGUGCUGUUUCUGCUUUCUCUGCUGAUAGUGACGUUGCUGAGUUCAUUGAAACGUCGGAAAAUGUGGAUAAAAAUUUGGGAAAACUCCUUACAAAUAAUACUAAAAGUGAUGUGAAUAUUAAUCAUAAGUAUAACGUCAAUACGUCAAACGAAGAUUUGGAGCACUUUGCUUUCGUUGACAUUGAAGAGAAAAUUUCUGCCACAACUGUAAUUGUUAAAAAGCCUCACAAAACUAAUGCUGUUGUGAACGAUCAUGAGUCUCACAAAAACGCAACAAAUAAUAUUAUAACUGAAGAAGAUAAAAAUAAUACAAAAAAAAAGUCAACUGGUAAGGAAGUCAAUAACAAUUUGGUCAAUUCAAAAAUAAAUUUAUCAUAUACGGAACAACCUUUGCUGCUUCAUACCUACACCUCAAACAAUAAUCAACCAAAGAAUAAAAAUGAAUUCAUAACACCUGGAAACUUCGCACAAAAUAUUACGCCUGAACAAACGUUCUAUAAAAGCUCUAUUGAAGGUUCAACAAGUUUGCCACAACAACAAUACACUUCAUCAUAUACAUAUAAACAAAACGAAGGAGUAGUAAAUAUAUUGCCACAGGUGUUGCAUAGAUCAGUUGAAAAUAUACAUAAUAAUAACAGCAUAAAGCAUCCACAAUCCGUCAUGAACUCCAGUCAAACAACUCAGGGAGCGCCAGGAAAUCGGAUAACAUUUACAAGUCAAGCAUUACCGAAUGGUACUAUAAAUAUAGGUGGUGGACAUCCUGGUACAGGUUCAACAAUCAUAUCCACUUCUCAACUGCCCAACACAACAACGAUUAAGACAAUAACAUCUAGUGCGGCUGGAGCGCAUCAUCAUGGUUUGCCACAACAAGUACAGGUACAACAUCAUCAGGUACUACAAACACCUCAACAUCAGGGUCAAACGGGCCAUACAACAGCCCAACAGCAACAGCAUAAUAAUGCCCAAUCAGUAGGUGCCACUCAGACACAAACUUUAGUUAUAAAAUCCAAUCAUGCAGUAUCAUUGCCAGCCGUUGUUUUAAUGUCAAAAUUUCCAGUGGCAUUUACACAUAGCACACAACACAAGAAGGCGCAACAACAACAACAAGAAGAAGAAGACGAGAUCAAGAAAUCUUGUUUUUAA